ACUAAACAGCGCCAUCAUAACGCGCUGUCCCUUUAACAUCUGAGCCGAUUUAAGUGGGACCAACAUGUUACAGUUCUCCUCCCCUUAAUGGAUUAUUCACAAGACCAGUCCCUCAAGACUUCUGAACGAACCGUUUGACAACAGGCCAUAGACUUCAUCCAAAGCGGACGCAUUGGUUUUGCGCUUACUGUUUUGUUAGUUUGUAUUUAGUUAAGGCACGUAACAGGUGAAAUAUAGGCUACUGUGGUUGUAUAGGCAAGAUCAGUAUAGCCAAUGGAUACGUUCAAAGACGACUAGUAAGACCGUAACGAAAUGCUUGGCUGGUUUUCUUUAGGCAGCAGCUACUCGGUGAAUGGAGGUAACAUUUUGUUAAAAUGCCAUAUAAUGAAUAAUAAUAGAUCAAGCGAAUAUAUUUCUUAGAUAUAGGUCGAUAACUUUAUGGUCUGGGGAUUCAGACAAAGAGGGAUGGACAGAACAAAGUAAUACGCGUUCUGUGGCGUGGACUUCUGUGAACUGACGCUUAAUGGUGCGCUAAUAGUCAUUUGUUUGGAGGCGCUGCAUCAUCAUGGUGGUCGAGAGGACACUUCUCGCAGCGAGGCAAGGGGAUGUGCAAACUCUGAAAGUACAGUUAGCGGAGAAAGUACUCAACAGCGAUGUGAAAGAUGUGCUGGGAGCGACUCCCGUACACCACGCCGCGCGAGCGGGGAAGCUCACCUGUUUGCGGUAUUUGGUUGAGGAAGCGGGUUUACCGGCGAGCAGCCUGGCGAGAAACGGCGCAAGUCCCGCGCACGACGCCGCAGCCACGGGAAACCUGAGCUGCCUUCAGUGGCUCGUGACGCACGGAGGAUGUCGAGCGGCCGAUAAGGACAGCUCAGGGGCCACUGUCCUGCACCUGGCGUCUCGCUUCAGCCAUCAUGAGAUCAUUGAUUGGCUGCUGAAAAGUGGGGAAGGGGAUCCUACUGUUGCCACGGAUACGGGGGCAUUGCCUGUUCAUUAUGCUGCAGCUAAAGGGGACUUACCCUCGCUCAGGCUGCUAUUGGACCACAGCCCACAAGUUGUCAAUUUCCAAACCAAGAAUGGUGCCACACCACUAUACCUUGCAUGUCAGGAGGGCCACCUGGAAGUCGUCCAGUACCUAGUGAAGGACUGCGGGGCGGAGCCAAGUAUCAGAGCCAAUGAUGGGAUGACACCGUUGCACGCUGCUGCCCAGAUGGGACACAACACUGUCAUUGUCUGGCUGAUGAGUUUCACAGAAAUCAGCCUGUCUGACAGAGACAAUGAUGGGGCCACUGCCAUGCACUUUGCUGCCAGCCGCGGCCAUGCCAAGGUUCUCAGCUGGCUGCUGCUUCACGGCGGAGAGAUAGUGAUGGACAGCUGGGGUGGGACACCUCUUCAUGACGCAGCUGAGAACGGAGAGCUGGAGUGCUGUCAGAUUCUGGUAGUGAACGGAGUGGAUCUGGGGAUACGGGAUCAGGAUGGAUUCUCAGCGGCAGACCUGGCUGAAUACAACGGGCAUCAGCAGUGUGCCAAGUACCUCCGCACUGUCGAAAACAUGAGUGUGGAGCACCGAGUCUUGUCCCGGGACCCUUCGGCAGAUCUGGAGUAUAAGCAGCCAGACUCAGGCCUCUCCUCUCCGAAUGCUACCCUGCCCACCCCAGCCCCCACCGCGGCCCAUUUCAACAUCUGCUCACCCUCCAGCUCACUGUCCAAUUACGACUCGGCAAACUCCAGCCAAUCCAGUACUGGAGAGAAGAGGAGCAGCACGCCUCCCUCACGUGUACCGACAGGAGGUGAAGAUUCGGCCAUUACGGACAUGCAGGCCUAUAUGGACAUGCUGAACCCUGAUGUAGCAGACGGUUCCCAGAAUGCAAAGGAACAUCCAGCACACCUGCCGCCCCCUCCAACAUUUCCCCCUCCCCCUCCUCCCUCAGACUCCUCCCACACCCCUCCUCCACCUGCCUACCCCCCACCCAAACCACCGGAGGAGGAGGAGGUGUCUGCCGAGUACCUGAAGGUGAAGAGAAACCUUCGCCGAGUGGACAAUGAUGCAGUCAAAAAAGAGCAGCUGAAUCCUGGUGAGGGCCACGAAAGGCUUCGAAGAGUUGACUCUAAUCGAAAGUCCCGCAGCUUCAGCAAGCAGCCCAGCACUGGGGAUUACUACAAAACCCUGGGUAGCGAUACCGCAGACCAGCACCCCAACAGAGCCAUGGCACCCAACGAGGAGGGUUCUGCACUGUUGGAGGAAGCGGCAGACACAGCGCCUGCUCCUGAGAACGGGACGGGAAACACAGAGAAUCUACCCCUUCCUCCUCCACCACCUCCUCCACCCGCCAGCACCUUCAUCCCUCCUCCACCUCCUCCUCCACCUCUUCCAUCAGAGUUGCCCCCUCCUCCUCCACCCAGCACCACCGCACCGGCCCCUGCCCAGCGCCGCAUGUCUUCCUCCUCCAGCAGCAAUAAAUCCUUCAACAUGAUGUCCCCCACUGGAGAUAAUUCUGAGCUUCUGGCCGAAAUUAAAGCUGGGAAGAGCCUGAAGCCAACACCUCAGAGUAAAGGCUACACAACCGUCUUCACUAACAGCGGCACAGCGGGGAACAAUGGGGAACGUCCGUCGUCGCCGCCAGAGCCUCUGCCAAAACCCCAGCCCAACAACACCCAAUCUGCAAAGCCAGAAUCUCCCCCGCCUGCUUGUCCACCCACUCCACCCGCUCCCACGACCAGCGGUGGGUCGCCCCAGAACCUCUCCACCUCACAGAGCAGCGAGAAGCUCGCAACUGCCGUCAACGGAAAUACUCCUGCUGUCCAGAGCAAGUCCAGCGUGGUGGACGUAGAGAGUCUGGUGCCCACACAUGACGAGCAGGGCCGAGCCAUCCCAGAGUGGAAGAGACAGGUGAUGGUGAGGAAACUACAAGUGAAGAUGCAGGAGGAGGAAGAGAACAAGAGAAAGGUUGAAGAAGAGGCGGCCCGUUUGGCUUCAUUGCCUGCCUGGAGGAGAGAUAUCAUGAAGAAAAAGAUGGAAGAGGAGAAAAAAGAGGAGGAACAGCGGCGAAUGGAAAAGGAGAACGAGGAGAAGUCGGAACUGGAGCGACUACGAACGCUAGGCUAUGAUGAAACCAAGCUGGCACCGUGGCAGCGGCAGAUUAUUUUAAAGAAAGGCGACAUAGCGAAACAGUAGUAAACUCCCAGUCAUCCCCUCCACUCUCGCACAACUCUCUGUAGGACACUGUUCAGAAUCUGCCAGACCCUUUUAGACACAAACCACGCGCUUGGGUCACCAGACAGCGUUCUGCUCGAUGACCUCUUCAGCAUCGCGUCGUCUGUCUCAGUCUCAGUCUCAGUGUAUUGAGCUCUGAAGAUGCACUGUAACUAAUGUUUUUACUGUGGUCGGGUCUUAUGCCUACGAUUGUUUAACUGUUUUGAAACUCGGUCAAUUAUUUUGCAAUAAAUUCAGAAAACAUCUUCAGCGUUCCCCACCUGAUCCAUUAGCUUGUUUUACAUCUCAUUUGAAAUCUCUAGUAAUAUUUUCAAUUAUAAAUAGAAAAUAUAUGUCAAGGAAAUCAUAUGUACUCUGCUUGAAAGCUUUUUUUAAAUUUACUUUAUGUAAUCUGUUAAAGUGCCCCUAUUAUGGGUUAUGAAAGGUUCAUAUUUUGGUUUUGGGAGUCCCCAACAACAGGUUGACAUGCAAGGUCAAAAAACACUUUCAUUUUCUUAUAAUAUGCAUUUAUUUUUUUACCUUAUUUGCUCAACGACUCCCAAACGAUUCACUCAACGAUUCAUUUUUCCAAACCCCUCCUUUGCGUGACGCUAAUCUGAGGUGAUUGGUCCGAUUUCAUUUAAAGCAGCUUUUAACGCUCCAAAAGCGGCACCUGGUAGCAAAGAAUGAAUGUGCAUUUUCAUUCAGACCAAUGCGAAAAGACCAACAAGUGGGCGGGCAGUAUGCUAAUGUUUCAUGUUGACGUCACCAUGAAACGGCUUGGGAUUCAUUUUAAAAACGACUCGUUUCAAUGAUUCAGAGUCGACUCUUUCUUUUGAGAGACAAUAACUUUGUACACGGUGCACUUUCAGAUUUAAAACUUUGCAGGAUGUUUUCAUUCACUCAGAGCUGUUACACAAUACAUGAAAGGUCAUUUUCAAAAAUCCAUAAUAGGGGCACUUUGAUAGUCCGGAUAUAGGCUAGUCCUAGAUAUGAUAGUCCUGAACAGGUGUUAUGGCACAAUGUAUUCUUACAUAAUGUAAGUGAUGCUUUGUGUUAUGGUGCAUCUAUGUUUCUUACAUAAAAAAUGCAAUUUGGAAAUGAUAAAUUAUAUAUAUAUAGAAACAAAUGCAAAAAAGAAGCAUUUUACCAGUAGUCUCUUUGCACUGUACAUAUACAUGUUUCUCCAAAAGGUGGCGUUAGAGAUCACAACUUAUAACUGGCCAUGUAAGUCUUCCCAGAUAACAAAGCACAGAAUGUAUUUCAGACAACAACCACUAAUGAAAAAAGAUUGUGAAAUCAGAGUGAAACCCAUAAUUGCACAAGAGAAGCCAAUGUCUUAAAUAUUCUAUUGCAUCUGAUGGUCUAAGUGAAAAAAAAAAAAAAUCCCUGUCACCCUUUAUACUGAGAUUUACACAGGACGUUUACAUUGGCAGGGGAAAUGAAGUCGAUUAAAAUGUCAUGAAAUCAUGACAGUGUAUUCAGCCAUGCUGCGUUCCCCAAAAAAUGAAGCUGUCCUUUCCUUCCCUGCUUGGCAACUGUAGCUUGUACUUUACUAUUAAUGUGUUUAGAGUAACUAGACAUCAGAAAAGUGCCGGAUGUGAAACUGUAUGUGUGUGUGUAUGUGUGAGAAAGUAUAUGUGUGUGCAUAUUUACACAUGCAUAUAAACGUAAUAUGUCUAUCCUGUGUCAUUCACUGUGCGAUGGGUAGAGUUGAUGUAUUUUGAGUGUUUUUUUUUUUUUUUCUGUACAACUGUAAAAAAAAUGACAUGAGUUACAAGUAUAAGUGAUAAGCAUGGUCCUCCUUGAGUUUGGGAACAUUCUGCUUGCGUUUAUCAGAUGCCAUAAUGAUGCUGAAAACAAAGAUGUGAACGUCAUUGCCAUUAGAACAUUUUCUAUUCAUAAUUACUCCAUUUAGAAAUACUUAUUAUAAAUUCUUAUUGGCCAAUAAUAUCAUGGUCAGUUACAUGUUUUUCCUGUUUUCAGCCUGGCUUUCAUAGGCAGACUAUUGUAAACUUUCAUUUUCCCAAUGGCAACAGUAAUGUAAUAAAAAUCGAAACAACAA
This is a messenger RNA of Onychostoma macrolepis, 5258 nucleotides long. It is a transcript of the gene espn, whose product is annotated as espin. Lineage: Eukaryota; Metazoa; Chordata; Actinopteri; Cypriniformes; Cyprinidae. Gene Ontology annotation, molecular function: actin filament binding. Gene Ontology annotation, cellular component: cytoplasm. The record is from RefSeq and is a predicted model, not a curated record. Gene Ontology annotation, biological process: actin filament bundle assembly.